AUGCUUGUGUCUCCAGAAGUACUGUCGAAGAAAAAGACUUGGUUUGUCACCGAGAACUUCGAAAGCUGCAUCCACAACCACGCCUCCCCGCACUCAAUCUACAAACACAACUCCCACACCCAACCCACAACUCCAACUCCCAACUUCAAAACCACACACCCGCAGUCCCGCCCACAACACACCCACACCCACCUCCCCACACGCGACCCAUCCCAAACCCACAACUCCCCCCACAACCACGACACCCACCCACACCCACAACUCCCACCCAACUUCAACAACCACGACACCCGCACACCCACACACAAACACACUCCCAUCCCCAAACCCACAACUCCCCCGAACCACGACACCCGCCACAGCCACACCACACUCCCAACUCCUAACUCCCACAAACCACGACCCUACACCACACACCCACGACUCCCCCGCCCACAACGCUCCCCCCGCUCCACCCACAACCCAUAG
Messenger RNA from Penaeus vannamei (Pacific white shrimp), 468 nucleotides. NCBI's taxonomy places the organism in Eukaryota, Metazoa, Arthropoda, Malacostraca, Decapoda, Penaeidae. The record is from RefSeq and is a predicted model, not a curated record.